Messenger RNA from Gilbertella persicaria, 814 nucleotides. RefSeq names its product ubiquitin-conjugating enzyme and catalytic subunit of SCF ubiquitin-protein ligase complex. The coding region runs from base 61 to 630 and encodes 189 amino acids. The transcript is spliced from 9 exons. Gene Ontology annotation, biological process: ubiquitin-dependent protein catabolic process; protein polyubiquitination. NCBI's taxonomy places the organism in Eukaryota, Fungi, Mucoromycota, Mucoromycetes, Mucorales, Choanephoraceae. Gene Ontology annotation, molecular function: ubiquitin conjugating enzyme activity. The record is from RefSeq and is a predicted model, not a curated record.
CUUUUUUCUUCUUUUUAUUAUUAUUAUUCUUUAUUUCCCAAAUAGUAAGCAAUAUACACCAUGGCUUCCGCCGCAAAUAUUCUUCAACGACAAUUUAAAGAAUUAACACGAAGUCCUGUUCCUGGCUUUGUGGUUGAUCUUAAAGACGAUAAUAUCUUUGAAUGGGAUGUUGCACUUAUUGGCUCACCUAAAACAAUGUAUGAGGGUGGUUAUUUCAAGGCCACUAUGUCAUUCCCUGAUGAUUACCCUUUCAACCCACCCACGUUUAAAUUCAACAACGAAUUUUACCACCCAAAUGUUUAUCCUGAUGGCAGGCUUUGUAUUUCGAUUCUUCAUCCUCCAGGAGAAGAUCCUAUCAGUGGUGAAAAAGCAGAAGAACGUUGGAAUCCUACACAGGCAAGUGUACUUGUGUCUAUUAUUUCUUUACUGGCUGAUCCCAACUGUUCAAGUCCUGCGAAUGUAGACGCAGGUGUAGCAUAUAGAAAAAACCGAGAAAUGUUUGAGAGUAUUGUGAAAAUGCAAGUGGAUGCUUCAAAGAAAGAUAUUCCAGCCGGAUUUAAGAUGCCAACAUCAGAACAAGACUUUAUGCCUACAGCUCCACCAGAAAUAGAAGAAGAUGACAACUUGUAACUGGUAUGAAUCUGGCGAUGAAAGUGAUUUUGGUGUGGAUGAUGAUGACUAUGAUGAGGAUGAGGAUGAAGAUUAAAUUACUUACUAGAAAAGGGCAAAUUUUCUUGAAAAUAAAAUUGUGUAUACAUGUGUAGAAAUGUCUCCCUCCUGACUGUGUAGAUCAUUCAGACUCCUUAUAAAACUU